This is a messenger RNA of Polychytrium aggregatum, 1632 nucleotides long. RefSeq lists its product as uncharacterized. NCBI's taxonomy places the organism in Eukaryota, Fungi, Chytridiomycota, Chytridiomycetes, Polychytriales. Gene Ontology annotation, molecular function: sequence-specific DNA binding. The transcript has 2 exons. The record is from RefSeq and is a predicted model, not a curated record. The coding region runs from base 1 to 1632 and encodes 543 amino acids.
AUGCCCGUUCCCUCAGAACCCGCAAAGCCCCGCGCCAAGCGCUUCAGUGUCGUGCGCUACAACCUCAGAGAAAAGCUCAAGAUCGUCACCGAGGCCUACAGCAAGCCUCGAAACAUCAAGCCUACCGCCCGCCGGUUCGGCAUCCCGGCUCCACACAUCCGCCGAUGGCAUGAGCAGCGCCAAGACAUUAUCAAGCGCCUUGAGGAAAACAAGGAGGAGAACCUGACCAUCCACCGUGGCCGGCGACCCAAGUACCCCGAAGUCGACAAGGGGAUCCAAGACUUUAUCGACAGCUUCAAGGCCAGCCAUGCCGACCAACCACCCCAAACCGCCGACAUUGUGCUGUAUGUGCAGGAGUGCCAUCCCCAUUUCCGCGGCGGCCUCAAGGAGAAGAUCCUGCGGCAUCUGUACAUGCUGGCCGACCGUGAAAUCAUCACGCUCUCCAACCGCCGUGCUCGCAAGGAAGGCCAGUCCUGCCAAGCAUCCCAGAGCAAGCGAGCUGCCCUGCGACGCAGUCAGACAAGCUCGUCCGUAUUGUCGUCCUCGUCAACACUCUCGCCGUCUCCGCUGUUCGACAUGGAGGCUGUGUCUUCGCAGGACAGCGACCAGUUCGUUUGCUCGAACCUCUUCGUCGGCGUCAAAAACGACUUGAUUGCCAUGACGCCAGACCCCUUAAUGAACCUUGGCGCCGAUCAAGAUCCCACCCGAGCCUACUACCUCGAUAUGGACCAAGCCAUCCAUUCCAUUGAUGCGCUCAGCCAUGGAGCGCUGCAGGAUCCCUCGUCCGGCUACAUUACCUUCCCUUCAUCGCUGGUGUGUGCGUACGAUCCCGCCAUUCCGCCUGACUACGAGUCUCGGGGUGGACCUGCCGACUCUGGCUGCGGUUACAUCUCAGAUACAAACCACUCGUUCUAUGUUGGCUUGGACUCUGCCGUCGAAGAUUUUGCUCAGUCCACUUCCAGCGAGCACCACGGUGACGUUUUGGUAACUCCCACACGAAGACCCCGGGUCGAUACUGGUCUGGCGGCUGGCCGAGCGGCUUUCGUCGAUGGCUGCAGCCCGUACCCGCCCAGCGUCUGCGAAGACUUUAUUGCCCGAGGCACCGAACUGGUGUCGGCUUCGGGCAUGUUCCAGCCCCGGCUGAUGGCCAGCAUGGUGUCUCCCAUCAGCUCGACCGAGUCAGUGUACCCAAACGCCUAUGGCUGCCCUUCCUCGCCCUGGGCUCCGAGCCCCAUCAGCCCGGCGAUCCAACUCUGCCCGCCGACUUGUGUCGAGCCCAAGCCCAUGUCGCAGCUCCGCAGACGGUCUGUGCUCGGUCCCGUCCAAGUCGACGCUGCCAUGCCUCCUCCGACAGCCAUCCACAACCGCGCGGUGCCCAUCUCGAUGAGUGCUCGAUACAGCGACUUGGCCAUCCUCAGCCCCGCCGACGGACUCGAGCAUCGGAUCUUCCCGGGGGUGGUUCCUGGACCCAUGUCGAUCGGUGCUAUCUACACGCCGAUGGCCAUCGGUCUCCCCGGAGGCCUGAUUCCUACCUACUCCAUGCCGCUCGACAACACAAACGGCCGAGGCUUUGCCGAGACCAUCAUCCAGGGCUCUGGCUGCUAUUCCACCGGCUUGGUCGAGCGCAUUUGA